GGACAUAGUCUUGGCAAAUUUAAGGUCAUACGCAUCAGCAGGCUCAUUGAAUUGCUGUUAAAUACUGGGUAGGUGCAUCUCUCUGUGACUCACAGAUAUCCAGACAGUGAAGACAAAGGGAGUGAAGAUUGCAAUAAUUCCCCUUUGUCUAUUCCAGAUUACUCUCCUAGGUGAGGUAUUGUGUCUUCAAAAGUUCUUUUUCACUUGCAGUGAAAUCCAGUUCUGUUUCAGGACCUCCUGAGCUGAUCCGCCAUGAAAUCUGUCUCUCUCCUCGUUCUCGCUUUUCUCUGUGCCCGCAAAUUGGAUGCAACUGAACUAAACGAUGAAGUUUUAGCUAAAAUUGUCAAUGAUUUCCGCAAGGCCCAGCAGAAAGAUUAUAAACAGUUCUCCUUUCUCCUCGCUUUGAAUCCUAAGCAGUGCAACGCUUACGAGGACAACUUGUACAUCAAUGCUAACAUCAGCAGUGGGAAGCCACACAUCGAUAAAUCUCCAAACAGCUUUACUGCGCCGCUGAAUUACAUUGCAGUUUACCCAGAUCCAGGCAAAAUUUGUUCCGAAUAUAAGAUAUUGUUCAUGAAACGUGAAAACCAGCGCGUGGCAGUGUGGUUUGCAAAUAAUGUCCAGUCUUUGAAAAACGGAGGGUGUGUAAUAUUCUACACCGAAAACACUCCGUGCACCAAGAAAUGUUUCAGUGGAAAACAUUUUAAAGACAUUACUGAGCCUCUCCUGGACCAUCCAUUUGACACUUGGAGAACCGAUAAUAAUACCACGAUUCACAAAUACUUUGUUUAUGGGCAAGUGUACAGGUGCGAUCAGGGAAACAAGCCAAGAAUCAUUCACCAUUUCAGGUGUUUAGAUGAAUUUGAAAUCGACCCCGCAGGUAGCUUCCUCUUCCGAAAAUGUAGCGAGAAUAAACUGAGCUGUCGCCGAUGUGAUAAAAAUAAUGAUUAUUGUGUAAACCUUGAAAUAAAAGAAAAAAGCCCUGUUUCGCCUUGAACGUUCCCAUUCCCCCUCGAUCGUGUACGUUUUCCUGCUCUGCACUUAUUCUGGUUACCGUUCACUCCUUGUAUAGUCCUGAUUUUCUUUACUGUGUCAUUAUCCAUCACUGUCCACGCCACAUUUUCAUACGACACAGACUCUCCUACAUCAUCCAUUCUGCUACUCGAUAUAUUCUCCUGUCUCUGGACAUGCCGUUCUCUCUUGUGCAUUCCAUACAAUCCUGAGAAGAUCCACGCAGUACACUCACCCCACGCUGAUACUUGCCAAACUUGCUCAAUACCUCGCCCAUAGAGGAUUCUCCCGUUACACAGAAUUCUCCACUCUUGAUUAUCGAACAGACCGUCCACCUAUCCUCACACACUCCUAUCUCGUAAGCUGUUCAUCCAUGCUCACCCCUCAGCCACUCUUCUCAUCCACGGACUCUGCUCCAGUACAGUCCCUAUCACAUGGAAUCCUCUACAGUACAUCCCAAAACCAUUCAAUCAGUGCACACUACUGGACUCCCUGUUCCAUUCCAUCCUCUCUUUCAAACUGUCAUACAUUCUCAUUCAAAAAAUAUUGAUCAAAAUCACUUUCCACCUGCACACAUCCCCUCCAGGUCACUCCCAAUGCACAGUCCAUUCCAUUACACUAUCUGAAUACACAUUCCUUCCGUACAGUCAUUUUCAUGUGAUUUCUAUUCUCACACACGAGACCUUUACUUUUAGAAUUCUGCCUCCUGUACAUUUUCCCUGUACUCGGACAUUGCCACUUUCCAUUCAUCUCCACAAGAAUCUCAGUCCCUCUAUCCAGAGACUCUUCUCCUUAAUCUGCAUUCCAAUUGCCUGCAAUGUACAACUUGGCUGACACAAACGAGUAAACGCUAAUCCUUAAGUCGCCGAACUAUAUUGCUGGAAGUUGCCGUCGGUUUUUGAAAAAUGCAAUCCAUUUAAAUGAGAAAGAAGCAACAGUUGAGCUCAGUAGGAUUUUUUUUUUUUUGCAUUAUUCGCUGCUUCGCAAUAAACCUUCAGUUGCAAA
Molecule: messenger RNA, 2016 nt
Organism: Carcharodon carcharias (great white shark)
Lineage: Eukaryota; Metazoa; Chordata; Chondrichthyes; Lamniformes; Lamnidae
Exons: 4
Coding region: 253-996 (247 amino acids)
Source: RefSeq, a predicted model, not a curated record